AUGAACAAAGGCUCUUGCUCUUCAAGUAUUUCGAUCCCGGAUAAUGUUGAGUUCAAACUUGAAUCAUUCGUUCUUCCGCAGUGUUAUUUAGGGGAUUUGAAAUCUGUUAUGAUACCUAAGGGUCUCAUUUGUGAUCGAGUCAAAUGUCUUGCUCGGGAAAUUGUUCAAGUAAUUGGUGACCAACCACUUGUGAUGUUGUGUGUCCUGAAAGGUUCCUACCGAUUUUUCACAGAACUGGUGGAAGAAAUGAUAUCUGCACGGGCUUCCUGCUCUCAUUUGUUAGAAGUUGAUUUUAGUUAUACGAAUUCGGAUCGUUCAGAAGCGUUAGAAAUGAUUGGUCUGUCAAAUGAAAAGGAUCUGGAAAAUAAGAAUGUCGUGGUGGUCGAAGAUAUUGUGGAUAGUGGUAGGACAAUAUCACAGCUGUUGAACAGACUGGAACAGAUGGGUGUAAAACAAAUGUGGACUGCUAUUCUACUUUCUAAACGAUGUGAACGGGAACAUAAGGUACAAGAAGAUUUUAUAGCAUUUGACAUUCCUGACAAAUUCAUUGUUGGCUUUGGAUUAGAUUAUAAUCAGAAGUUUCGAGACUUGUCCCAUAUAUGUGUCAUGAGUGAAGCCGGUAUUGAAAAACAUAAAAUAACGGAAUAG
Thelazia callipaeda (thelaziosis nematode) is the source of this 648-nucleotide messenger RNA. The record is from the annotation of a GenBank genome assembly. Lineage: Eukaryota; Metazoa; Nematoda; Chromadorea; Rhabditida; Thelaziidae.